AUGAUUGUCUGGGUUCAGCUACCCGCCUUGAAGGUCCAUUUUUAUCAUCGGGAGGUUCUCAUGACCAUAGGCAAUCUCAUCGGACGUACUAUUAAGCUUGAUUACCAUACGCUCAAUCGACAACGGAGGAAGUUUGCUCGUUUGGCGGUUGAGGUUGACAUGUCCAAGCCCCUAGUUCCUCGGAUUUUUUUGGAUGAUCAUUGGCAAAGGGUGGAGUAUGAGAACCUCCCGGAGGUAUGUUUCGAGUGCGGUAAAAUUGGGCAUAAUACGGGCGUGUGCCAGAGACUUCGACCGGCGGAUACCACGACAAACUUGGUCGCUGCCGGCGGCGAGGGCCCGGCGAAGCAGAGGACCGUUGCAGAAGAACCUAGCCCGGGUUUUGGGCCAUGGAUGUUGGUAUCCAAAAGAAGCAGGCGUAAUCCCAGGGAUCCCGUGAAGCAAGGCAAACAAGAGGGUGAUCUGGGAUACGGAGGGCAAAUAAGCAAAAACGGGAAAGGAGGGGCUAAGUCUAAGGAGGGCGGAGCUCCCCUGCUCGCACCCGUGGUGACGAUUUCUACGGAUAAUCAUCGGGCACAGGGUCAGGAAAGGAAGGUUAAUCAAGCCAAGAAAGAAGGAGGCGCAUCUGCUUCUCUGGGAAAAGCAAACGGAAAAGGGAAGGAGGAGGGUUUUAAUUCCUCUUCUUUGGGGAAAACGAACGGGAAAGGUAAGGAGGUUCAACAUAUUUCAACGGGCCUGAACCAAAGCUUAUUGGGGCCCGGCCCAAGCCAGGAGUUUAACAGGAAAGGGGAAUUUCGACCUGCAGUAGAAACAAACCAAGCCUCCACUUCGGGCCUCCCAUCUUCGACUUCAAGCCCAAAGGCGAUGUGGACUGACCCAGGUCUGACUCUACCACGGGCCUCCAGUCCAAAAGAGCUGGCGGCCACUGCUGAGGCCUCAACAGAGGUCCAAACCUUGGUUGGAUUAAACGGCACCAAAAUGCAAAUCUUCACCGUCGCUUCUGCUGACAAAAUGAAAGGGCGAUCGGAGGUAACUUCUAUGUCGGCGGGGGAGCGAACAAAACACAAGAAGAUUUCCAAACGGCAAACUAAGAAAGGAUCCCCGGUGAAGCUCCAUCCUUCGAAGGCUCUCCAAGUUUGGACUCCAGUGAAAGAUAGGAAGACCAAAUCUAGAUCUCGGUUGGCGACGCUUACACUACAAGAGAUCAGCGCUUGGACCGAGGCGGCAGGGAAAAGUGAAGGGACCUCAGGCCAGGGGGUUCCGACGAUGGGAGCUCCGGGGAUGGCGAACUGCAGUCCUUAG
Molecule: messenger RNA, 1299 nt
Organism: Linum tenue
Lineage: Eukaryota; Viridiplantae; Streptophyta; Magnoliopsida; Malpighiales; Linaceae
Source: the annotation of a GenBank genome assembly